Trichoderma aggressivum f. europaeum is the source of this 891-nucleotide messenger RNA. RefSeq lists its product as uncharacterized. Bases 1 to 891 code for a protein of 296 amino acids. NCBI's taxonomy places the organism in Eukaryota, Fungi, Ascomycota, Sordariomycetes, Hypocreales, Hypocreaceae. Gene Ontology annotation, molecular function: oxidoreductase activity. The record is from RefSeq and is a predicted model, not a curated record. The transcript is spliced from 4 exons.
AUGGUCAGCUCAAAGCCCGUAGCCAUCGUCGUGGGAGCUUCUCGCGGAAUCGGUCGCCAAGUCGCCGUCGAUCUGGCUACCAACGGCUACGCAGUCGUCGUGGCAGCAAAGUCCAUCACGGACCCUUCCAAGCUCACCGAUAAAACCCCCAAUCCAAAAUCCAACGACUCAACCAUCACCACCGUCGCCCGCGAAAUCACCUCUGCCGGCGGCGAUGCCACGCCCAUCCAGGUCGACGUGCGGUCCGAGGAGAGCGUGAAUGCCCUCGUCGCAAAGACCAUUGCUACAUACGGCCGCCUCGACGUCCUCGUCUACAACUCGGGCGCCAUCUGGUGGGCUUCCGUCGCAAACUCGCCCCUCAAGCGCUUCCAGCUCAUGCAGCGCGUCAACCCCGAGGGCCUCUACGCCGUCGUCCAGGCCGCCCUCCCGCACCUCCGCCCUCACGGCCGCAUCGUCGUCGUCAGCCCGCCCAUCUACAGCCGCUUCUUCCGCGGCAAGACCGCCUACGCCAUGGGCAAGAUCGGCAUGAGCGUCCUGACCAAGGGCCUGGCCAUGGACUUUCAGCGCGAAGGGCUCAAGGACAUGGCCAUUACAAGCAUCUGGCCCGCCGUGAAAAAUCCCGGCGAGGAAAAGGACCUCCGCAAGCCCACCAUCUUCUCCGACGCCAUCCUCGGCAUCCUGCGCUCCCCCGCCGAAAAGGUCAACGGCGAGCUCGUCCUCGACGAGGACUUCCUCCGCGAGCACAUGGGCGUCACCGACUUUGCAAAGUACAGCGUCGUCCCGGGCUCCAGCCCGCGCCGCAUCAUGCCCGCCCGCCUGCCCGACCUGACCGUCGCCGAGCAGGACGACGAGGGGCAGAGGGUCGAUAGCGCUACUAAAUCGAAAUUGUAA